This is a messenger RNA of Trichomycterus rosablanca, 3887 nucleotides long. RefSeq names its product testis and ovary specific TOPAZ 1 (gene topaz1). The record is from RefSeq and is a predicted model, not a curated record. The transcript has 18 exons. Gene Ontology annotation, biological process: spermatocyte division. The coding region runs from base 80 to 3355 and encodes 1091 amino acids. NCBI's taxonomy places the organism in Eukaryota, Metazoa, Chordata, Actinopteri, Siluriformes, Trichomycteridae.
GCUGACUGCAGAAAUAAGCAAAAUCAAGCCAGAUUCUCAAGUGCUUCAGGAGAGGAGAAAAUAUGACACUGAAAACAACAUGAACCAAAGUCUUCAAGUUCUUAAAUCAUGCAACCAAAGAGCUGUGGCACAGAAUCAUGAAAGACCAAGUGAGGUUUCAAAAGGUUCAACGGAAUUCCAGAACAAUCAAGGAAGCACAUUUGAAUCUGUCCAUGUCAGCCCUUGUGGGAAUGUGAACUCAACAGACUCGAGUGACAUGCAAACCUGUACCAGUGUAGCCUCAGAAUGCCCAGUUGGGAAGGACUCGUGUGAAGAACCGAAGGAAAUAGAAGCAGAAGCAGACGCUCAAGCACUUGAAAAGGCGCAUAAAGAUCUUUCAGAACACCCAGUACAAUAUUCUGAGGAGGGCUGUAGCGAUGCCAACAAAAUGCUUUCACCUCCUGAAGAGUCAGAACGAAUUCUUCAACAUAAACCACAUAGCUUGGCUGCUAAAAGUGUUUGUACGUCUAUACAAAGUACUCAGAAGGACAACAGUGGGCAUGACUCUCCGUCCAGAAUAAAUGGUGUUUUAAAGAUCAUUCUUGCACUUGAAUCAGCCACCGUUCCACACACAAACUCUGUUAAUGUUUGCAGUUCCUCUGCAGAUUGGCCCUCGAAGACUUCAAUAAGUAUGCAUGUAGAUAAUACUGAAAAUGAAACGUCCAAUUUCGAACCACAGACUUUGACCACGACGCUGUCCUCAGUUGUGGAACCAAACUCGCCUACUUUAUUGACAGACGAACCCGAAGCGAAUUCUGAUGUACCUGAUGUUGAAGGCAGCCUGGAUUGUUUGAAAACCAAAACCUCAGAGCCAAAAUUGACUGCGGGAAGAAAAUGGAAGUGCUUCGACACUUCAGCCAGCGAGGACCUCUCGUCCUCCUCCGUUUCCAGCGAUGAAGACGACACCAGUAGCCUGUCUCAUGCUGACCAGCUGGACGUAGAUGACCCAGCGCGCGAUGAGAUGGGUGACAUCGGCAAGGCUAAUUCACCCCAUCCUGCCCCAGAGUGCUCCGUGUUUAACGGCUGUGAUCUGGACGUAGUGCGAGCGUACGAGGAGGACGCUAUAGUGCUUGAUGUCAUUCAGGAUGACCCCGAUCUCUUUGGAGGUAUCGACGUGGAAGGGUCGGGAAGUUUAGACCCCAAGGACCGUCCAGUUUCGGUGCACAGGGGGAAGAAAGUGAGCUUUCAAACUGAGAAGACACCAGUCAGAGGUCACAAGAUAGUCUGGGACUUGGAGUCACAGAGCUCCAAGAAAACCGUCCAGACUCCUGAUGAUCUGGGCCCAGUGAAUCGGGAAGAUUACUGCACAGGGAAGGGAAAUGAACUUGCUCAGGACACAGAAAGUCACCUGGUCCACUCCCGAAGCUGGUGUCCAGUAAAACCUAUAGUCAACCAAGAACAUAAAAGCAUGGACUCUAAUAAUAACCUGGUUAACGAGGACACCAGUGAUCUGAACGUUAAUAACACUGCGGACAGACUGGUGGUGGAUUCGCGCAACCAAGUUCGUACCAUGGCUGGGAAAGACGUCAGUGUGGUCAGACCGUUGCCGUCUUCUUACUGCUGGUUUUACUUCAGUGAACACUGUGUGUGCCUAAGGACUGUGUGCUGGUUCCUUCAUCUACCCAGGGAUGAUGACGAGCAGUUUUGCAUGAACACUGUGCAGAAGUUUUGUCGUAAUGGAAAUACUCCCAUAGUACAGCGAGCUGUGGAGGUAUUUGUUGGCUAUUACAGGACUAAUUUUCCCGGUGUGAGUUUCAGUCAGAACAUAGUAAACUCUCUGCUUUCAUCUCUGCUCAGCCUGGCGCUUCUCGGGGACCUUGUGUCGGUCAUCAACACACUUCUUUCACACAAGAGAACCCCUCACCCUGAGUUUGUGAUUGCGCUUUAUAAACAUGUUCGAGAGAGAGGCUUCCACAGUUUUGUACCAGAGCUUAUACUUCUCACUUCUAAGAUCAUAGAAGCGGGGUGUGUGUUCAGCGUCGAACAGUGUGAAAUCAUGCAGGUCCAGCUCAGAAUGCUUCAUGUACCAAGACAUCAUCUGGAGAUCUUCCAUGCGGUGAAAUGCCGAGCUCUGGCCAUGAAUCCCCAAACUGCUGAACUCUCAGAGUUGGCUCAGGCUGUAGUACAAGUAGAGGUAUUUAAACAGCAGGAGGAUUGGUCAGGGCUGGCACGUGUCUUCUGCACCGUGUGUGACGGCCGGCACAGUGCGGUAGAGCUGUCCAGGUUCUGCUCCUGUGUCACGAUGGCACUCCUGAAAGAUCCCAAAGACAAGUUGACUCUGCCCUUUGAGCCGUUCGCUGCGUCAGUAUGUGAGAGCGUGCCAUCAGAUGGACUGGUUAAAAGCUUCCUGGGGCGAGUGGGAGUCUCACUGAUGUUUAACUAUCACAGAACUCAAGACUGGAGCAAGGGUAUGAAAGUGGUGGGCGUAAUGUCUAGGCUACAGAUCGAAUUCUUCACACUUAAAGGCUUUUUCAGCAGCGAGGACGAACCCUCUCGAUGUCAGCUGGUCACGAUGGCCGCAGAGCUCUUCCUCAACAGUGGCAGCAUCGAGGGGGCGCUGAACAUGCUCAGAGAUAACGAUUGGUUCGUGACCUCAAGCGCGUGGCCGUGCGACGAGGGAGACGUGCAUAAUCGCAGGACAGUUCUCAUUCAGCUCGCUGGUAAAACAUCACACAGAGACACGCUGGAGGUUCUGACCAACCUGCCGGGUCUCAGCCAGCCGGUCGAUGGUGUUCAGCCAGGCGAGUACAGCAGUGUGUUUAACGCGCACCUGCAAAGGUGUGUGACGAAUCAGGUGCUGCCGGUUGCAGCGGACACCCUAGAAUUUAUGCUGAUUCAGAAAAUCCAUGUGGACACGACGGAGCUUCACCACCUGAUCCACAAGCUGGGGAAGCAGAACGCGUGGAGCCGCGCCAGGACGCUCUUCAAAUGUGCUCAUUCUGCAGGAUAUUACUCGGCCGUAGUAUUAGAAAAGGACUCGUUGGACCUGCCCUGUAGUCUCUCUGAGAUCGAGAUGACUCUGGCAUUUGAGAUGUUUAUUACCCGAGUUGGUUCCAUCCUUCAAAACCCCACUGAUGUUUCCCAGCCUCUGCUCAUCACCCUGAAACGUGGCUCCUGCAGUGAGGGAUCGAUGGAGAGCGCGUAUCUGGCGGCCGGAUGUCGUCUGCUGUCCGCAGCGCUGAUCCCGAACCCCAAGCUGAGCAUCCGCUACACGGCCGUCAGUCAGGAGCAGGAGCAGCUCUUUCAUCUGGACCGAGGCUCAGCAGCUAAGUGGCUCUCGCAUAACCGCAGCUGGGCCCAGGAGAUGUGGCCUUAACGUCACAGGCUCUAUUUCAACAAAAAUGAUGCUUAAAACAAUAUUUAUCCCUGUAAAUCCCUGCCACUACAGCUCAGAUAACAGAGCUUCUCUUCUAGACCGACUGAUUAAGGAAAGUGAAACUUGAGUGAUUUGUCUUUUUCGAUUCAGAGAUGUGCUUUUCUAAGCUCUGAUUUUAUAUUUCUUUGUCUGACUUGUGAACCUUAAAGCUCCGUUUUGUUAAGUUCAUCUUUCAGACCUGAACGAAAACCGUGGGCCAAGAUUUCAUACUGAAAAUUUGUUUUGCAUCAGUGACGUUGAUGCCGUUUGUAUUUCGUUUGUUGUUUAGCUGUUUGUUUUAUUGUUGACUGGGAUUAAACAAAUGACCCAAGAAGGUUUUGAGAAAGCGUUGUAGGUGGGACAUUCUCGUGUGUGUGUGUGUGUGUGUCCAACUUCUUAUUUUCAAAAAACUGUAGUUUCAGUUUGUUUUAUUUUCAAAUGUUGUUAUAAAUGUUUAAAAAAAUAAACACGCAAAUUUAAUACCUUGAUAAAA